Molecule: messenger RNA, 960 nt
Organism: Plasmodium malariae
Lineage: Eukaryota; Apicomplexa; Aconoidasida; Haemosporida; Plasmodiidae
Product: PIR protein
Exons: 3
Coding region: 1-960 (319 amino acids)
Source: RefSeq, a predicted model, not a curated record
AUGUCCAGUGUACUACAGGAAACUUUUAUACAAUCACUACCAUCGAAAAUAUAUUAUAGAAAAAAAUUUGAGUCAAAUGACAAUUACUGCUUACAUUUUGAAGAUGAAAAAAAAUUUCUAGACAAAAAAACUGAGAUAUAUAAUAAUGGAAAAAUUAAAAGUAUUGCAGAUAAGCUUAUGAGGCCUUUGUGUUAUGUGGCAUUUAAUAAUGAAGGAGAUGAAUGUAAUAAGCAAUGUCAUUAUUUGUACUAUUGGUUAGGAAAUGAAUUAUUUAAUAAAUUAGAGGAAGAUUCAUUUUCAGAAGUUAUUGGAAUACUUGAGGAUGUUUCAAAUGUUCUCUCUGGGGGUGUUAAAUGCAAAUGUAAAUUUUUUAAAAAUAUUAAAAAGGAAAACUUUGAAAAAAUGAAGAUUGUGCAUGAUUAUUGUAAAGAUCACGAGAGCAUUAAGAAUACUCUUGAAGGACAUAUUAAUAAGUGUACUAAAGAAGUUAAUAAUUAUCUUGUUAAAGCUAAUAGUGCUUAUAAUGAAAUAUAUAAUUAUACAGAAAAUAAUUCUGAAACGUAUUGUUCUGUACUUAAAGAGCAUGAUCCUAGUUGCUUUAAAACAAAGUUAUCUCAUUUGAAUUGUGAAAUAGAGCAAGUGUCCGCAGAAAACCCAGGUAUAAGUCAAUAUAACACUACUAUUUUGGAUCCACAAUUUGUAAUUAAUGUAUCUGCCUUUAGUUCAUCGCAAAUUUUUCUGUUCUUUGUUCUACCCUUUAUCGGUAUUUUCUUCAUUGGCUUCCUACUAUAUAAAUUUACUCCAAUUGUAUCAUGGAUAUAUACUAAAGUAUUAAAGAAAAAAUCAAUUAGACGUAAUUUGGAUGAAAUGGAUAUACUGGAAUUAACAGAAUACACUAAUGAACAAAGAAAAUCAAAUUUAGGUAGAAAACAACUAAAUGUAGCAUAUCAUGCCGCAUGA